UUUUUUUUGGAUAUAAAAUAGUUCAAUAUUAUAAAAAGUAUUUUUGCAUUAAUAAAAUAGUAUUAUUUUGAAAUUAUUUUUUUAAGAAAAAAAAAAAUCCCAAGUUGGUUGCUGUUCCGACUUGGUCCAAAGCUGUCAAAAGUUAUUUUGUUGAAAAAUAAGGGGCACGGGUAUCUAGAUAUUUUUUAUUUUUAUUUUGCCGUUGGACACCUUCGCUCCCUCCCUCCACUUCACGCUACCAUACAAACAACAUUUCCAAACCCUAGCUACGCUAUGCUAUGCUAUGCUAUGCGGUAACAAUCUCUCUCUCCCUUCUGGCGACGUGAGCAUUUUCUGGUGAUGUGAAUCCGGAGAUCGAUCCUACUGUUUUGCUGUUCAAAAUACUGUGCAUUUUCUGUUUUUACAGCACUGGACAUUGCCGUUGAUGGCUUCAGCUUGUGUGAACGACGUGGGCAUGUCCUCGGAAAGCUUCCUCGACUGCCCCCCGACCUACCCCUCCUUCGGGUGGUUGAGCCCCAGAAUCUCAUUCAGCCGCGACUUUCCUGACGAAGAAUACAAGGUCACGGCACCUAACCCUUCUUCUCAGCCUCAGCACUCCGCAGAUCCGCCGGCCGUCUCAGAUCCAGAAGCUUCCGCCAAGGACGUCGGCGAUUUUGAGUUCAGGCUUGAAGAUCCGGUCACAAUGCUCCCCGCCGAUGAGCUCUUCUCCGACGGAAAGCUCGUGCCGCUGCAGCUCUCGGCGACUCAACCCGCCGUGAUGACGUCAGCGGCAUCGAUCGAUAUCAGAUCGCCGGAGACGGUGAAAUCUGGCCGGAGAGCCGAGGCGUCGGGUACGGACUCGUACCUGUUGUUCUCUCCCAAGGCUCCGAGGUGUUCGAGUCGAUGGAAGGAGCUCCUAGGCCUCAAGAAAACCAAGCACGAUAACCACAAAACGACAUCGUUGGCUUCUUCUUCUUCUUCUUCUUCUUCAUCGACUGUGCCUUCAAAUAACACCAACGUCGCCACUAAAUCUAUCAAGCAUUUUCUGCAGAGACACUCGAAGUCCUCGUCGUCCUCCUCGUCUUCUUCAUCUUCGUCCUCCGACGGGUCUCUGAGUCUCCCAUUGCUUAGGGACACCGAUUGCGAGCCAGUCUCUAUGUCUUCUCUGUUGCUGUCCACUUCUUCGUCGGGUUACGAUCACGAAGAUUUUCUUCCCCGAUUUUCCCUGGAUUCGGACAAGCCAGUAAACCCGAGCGCAGUUUCUCAUGCCAAGAAUCCGAAUACAAAUCUAAACCCAAACGCGGGUAGAGUAGUAGUAGUGAAGACGGGGAAACCCAGGGCGGGGGCGUUGAUGGAGCAUCCGAGUAAUAAUAGUAAUAGUAAUAACAAUGGAACGAGGAUGGGACGGAGCCCAAUGCGGCGAGCGGCGGAGUCGGGCGGGGCGGGGAGCAGGGGAGUAUCGGUGGACAGCCCGAGGAUGAACUCGUCGGGGAAGAUCGUGUUCAGGAGCAGCUUAGAGAGAAGUUGCAGCAGUCCCAGCAGCUUGAACGGAGGACCGGGGCCGAGGUUGAAGCAGCACAUGAGGGGAAUGGAGAGAUCCUACUCUGCAAACCUCAGGAUCACUCCCGUUCUAAAUGUCCCUGUGGUGUGUUCCCUGAGGGGUUCUUCGAGGUCCGGCGUCUUUGGGUUCGGUCAGCUCUUCUCUUUGCCCCAGAAGAGAUCGGAAGCCGGGACAACAAACGGAACAUCAGCAGCAGCAGGAGCCGCAGCAGGCAACCGAGGCUUGCAGGGUUACGGCGGCCGGAAUCGCAUGGAUCGAACUUGAAGAUGGGUGAAGAAGGAACUUCUAGUUUUUAUUUUAUUUUUUAGAUUUAUUUUUAUUGGUUAUUAAUGGAGCAAUACCACCGCAUGAUCGAGAUCGAUCACAACAUUUUCACGUUGUGGGGUGAGGGUUCAUUUUCUGUUUCUGUUUCUGUUGGUUGUGCGGAUUUCAGAUUAGUGUAAAUAUGUAUGCAGCGGCGGGGGGGAUGGCUGUUCUCUCUUAUUCUAGUUUCUGCUGCUUCUUCUCUUCUCCUUGUAACUUCGUCUGGCUCUAGCUUUUAGCUGUUGCUUUUUCUAGUGCUUCAGAUUUAGGUCUGCAUCUCUUACUUGCGGUAAGCGCUUUGAUCUGAAAUGUGUAAAGGAAAAAAAUUGUGGUUGGAGCGUGAGGGGACGUGCCUGAGAAGAGCGUGGGACCACGAUGGGAUUCUAGGAUUUGUUAAAAUUAAAAGGCAUGCAAUGUGCUAUGUGGCGUGUUAGGGCUUA
Messenger RNA from Malania oleifera, 2283 nucleotides. RefSeq lists its product as uncharacterized. The record is from RefSeq and is a predicted model, not a curated record. The coding region runs from base 425 to 1804 and encodes 459 amino acids. Lineage: Eukaryota; Viridiplantae; Streptophyta; Magnoliopsida; Santalales; Ximeniaceae. The transcript has a single exon.